AUGUCUUCAGCAACGAAAGCCCCAGAGCUCGAGCUCACUCAAUUCCUCAAGACUGUACUCCCGCAAGGAAACAGAUCUUCACUGCGCGAGUCGGUCAUUCCACAGCUCCUUGACGCUGUUUCUGCCAUUGGCGACGAACUCAGAAGAUCAUAUGAUGUCUCCAUCGUGGGCACCGAAAAUGCCUUUGGAGAUGAGCAGCUGAACGUUGAUGUUUUGGCGGAAAACAUUAUUCGCGAUAGAUGCGCUAAGUCACCUGCCAUUAAAACUGCCAGCAGUGAGGAGGAUCCUGUUGAGAAGCCUGCUCGUGAAGGAGAGACGGUGCAGCCCAUUAGUGACGACGAACAAUACACUAUAGGGUUCGACCCUCUCGAUGGCAGCUCCAUUAUUGGCCCGAACUGGUCUGUCGGAAGCAUCAUCGGAAUAUGGGACGGAGUCACUGCCAUUGAGCAACCGACAGAGAAGCAAAUCGGAUCCAUCCUGGGAGUUUUUGGCCCAAGAACUCUCGCAAUCGUUGCCUUACGAGUUCCUGGUUCGGACCCCGUGUGCUUCGAAGUCAGCCUCAACAACUCCCACAAGUUCACCGUGGCCCGUCCCGAGCUUCGCUUUGCCGAGCCUCCCUUUAAAACACGUUACUUCGCCCCUGCCAAUCUGCGCGCUGCCGCCGAGAACGACAAGUACAUGAGCCUGGUCACCAAGUUUAUCACCGACAAGUAUACGCUACGAUACUCUGGUGGUCUUAUCCCUGAUAUCUAUCACGCUCUCGUCAAAGGUCACGGCGUAUACGUCUCACCUGUGACGUCCGUGAGCAAGGCCAAGCUACGAAAGUAUUACGAGCUGUUGCCUGUGGCGCUUGUUAUUGAGUGUGCUGGCGGUCAAGCUAUCGACCCCGCAACUGGAUCAAGAAUAUUCGAUAUCACUCUCAAGGGCUGUGACGACAGAGCUGGUCUAGUAUGUGGAACUUCAGAGGAGGUUGAGGCAGUCAAGAAGGCUUUGUUGGAUUAG
Fusarium pseudograminearum CS3096 is the source of this 1002-nucleotide messenger RNA. RefSeq lists its product as uncharacterized. The coding region runs from base 1 to 1002 and encodes 333 amino acids. The transcript has a single exon. Gene Ontology annotation, cellular component: cytoplasm. Gene Ontology annotation, molecular function: fructose 1,6-bisphosphate 1-phosphatase activity. Gene Ontology annotation, biological process: fructose 6-phosphate metabolic process; fructose 1,6-bisphosphate metabolic process; fructose metabolic process. The record is from RefSeq and is a predicted model, not a curated record. Lineage: Eukaryota; Fungi; Ascomycota; Sordariomycetes; Hypocreales; Nectriaceae.